GGACUACACAAAAUUCUUCGCCGAAAAUGCUGCUAGACGUAAACCUUCAUGGAUUGGCCGGCUCAGGAUGUAUAGUACUAUCCCGAAUAUCUUGUGGUUGGCGGGGGGGCUUCCAAACCCAUCCCGCUUCCCGUUCUCUGAGGCAAAGGUGACACUGAGGGAUGGCACCGUGAUCAACAUCUCCCCCAAGACCAUGGCUGCUGCUUUGCAAUAUGGCAGCAAGGAAGGUAACGUGCAACUCUUGAACUACAUGUCGGGCCUAACGCAGAGGCUGCACGCACCCCCCUGCUGGCCUCAGACCAAGCAAUUGAUAACCAUGGGCCAGGACGGCUUGGCCAAGGCCUUUGUCAUGCUAGUCGAUCCUGGGGAUUACGUUGUCGUCCCUCAGCUUUGCAGUACUGAAAGUCUCUCUGAAUUAUCAGCUCUGAAUCCUCGCUACAUUUCUGUUGAGGAAGACGAAGAGGGGAUGUUGCCAGAUGACUUAAGAUCGACCUUGGCCCAACUGAAGCUAGAAUCUUUGAUCAAACAACAUGAAUUUCGACCUAAGCUCAUGUACGUGAACCCUAGCAGCAACAGCCCUUCAGGAAAGCGAAUGAACGAGCAACGUCGUCGGGAGAUCUACGCCAUUGCCUGCGAGUACGACCUGCUCAUUCUGGAGGACGACCGCUGCUACUUCCUCAACUUCAAAGAUGACCUGCCGCCAAGUUUCUUGAGUCUGGACACCGAAGGCCGAGUAAUAAGAUUCGACACCUUCUCCGAUGUUGUUAACACUGGAGAACUUACGGAGUGCAUCACGGGACCGAAACCACUUCUUGACUGUAUACUGCAUCAUGUGCAAGCCACAGUCCUCGGCGGGAUAGGUUUGCCUCAGGCUUUGUUCGCUGAGCUGUUCCGCGUCUGGGGUCUGGACGGGUUCCUACGCCACGUGAAGGAAGUGCGCCAACUGUACUGCAGCAGGAGAGAUGCCACGUUGCUGGCAGCGGAGAAGCAUUUGACUGGACUGUGCGAAUGGAAUGUGCCUGACGGUGGGAUGUUCUUAUGGCUCAAGGUCCCUGGAAUAAAAGACACGCGGGCGUUAUCGAGUGAGUGCAGUUCGGCCAACAACCUCCUGCUGGUGCCUGGGAACGGCUUCACCUCCAACCCGGAGCUUCCUUGUCAGUACUUAAAGGCUUGUUACUCUAGCGCAUCGCCUGAGCAGAUGGAUAAGGCCUUCGGAAUCCUGGCGGAUCUAAUAAGAGAGGAAAUGCAACGGAAUAAGUGUUUGCAAGCUCAAGCAUAAACAUUUCAGCAAAGGGUCA
This is a messenger RNA of Penaeus vannamei (Pacific white shrimp), 1298 nucleotides long. Its product is annotated as kynurenine/alpha-aminoadipate aminotransferase, mitochondrial. Lineage: Eukaryota; Metazoa; Arthropoda; Malacostraca; Decapoda; Penaeidae. The record is from RefSeq and is a predicted model, not a curated record. Gene Ontology annotation, molecular function: L-kynurenine:2-oxoglutarate transaminase activity.